Lactuca saligna is the source of this 732-nucleotide messenger RNA. The record is from the annotation of a GenBank genome assembly. Lineage: Eukaryota; Viridiplantae; Streptophyta; Magnoliopsida; Asterales; Asteraceae.
AUGGACAACCUGUAUGUCUAUGUGGGGAUUAUUGGCAACAUCAUCUCUGUUUUGAUGUUUCUCUCCCCAGUAAAGACGUUUUGGAGAAUAGUGCAGAAAGGAUCAACAGAAGAGUUUCAGAGCCUUCCCUACAUUUGCACUUUGCUGAAUUCAAGUUUAUGGACAUAUUAUGGAAUCACGAAACCAGGAAGUUAUCUGGUCGCAACUGUUAAUGGUUUUGGCAUUGUUGUAGAGAUUCUUUAUAUUUCCUUGUUCCUCAUUUAUGCAUCUCCAGCAACAAGGGCGAAAACGGCGAAGCUAGCUGGGAUUGUGGACGUGGUUGCGUUUGCGGUGGCUGUUUUGGUUACGCAGUUGUUGAUGGAUGGAGACAUGAGGAUUGAUGUGAUAGGUUUGUUGGGUGCUGGGCUUAAUAUUGUCAUGUACGCUUCUCCUCUCUCAGCUAUGAGAUUAGUGGUGACAACUAAAAGUGUUAAGUAUAUGCCAUUUCUUCUUUCCCUCUUCCUCUUUCUGAAUGGUGGUGUGUGGACUUUGUACGCGUUUCUUGUAAACGACUGGUUCCUCGGAGUACCAAAUGGGACUGGAUUUUUUCUUGGAUUUGCACAACUUGCAGUUUAUUCAAUUUACAUGAAUUCUUCUAAACCAUCUAAGAUUGUCAUUGAUGAGUUUCAUGAUGGAAGUCAACACCAACACCUCCUCCCAUCUUCCACUUCCAAUCUCACAGAGCAAAUUUAA